AUGGGCAUUUUGUCAUUUGACAUUUUGUCGGGUGGCAUUUUGUCGCGUGGCAUUUUGUCGCGUGGCAAAAGGUCCGUGUUACGUCACCCUUAUUUUCCCUGCCCGUCUCUUCAGGGGCGGGGCGAUAAUCAAUCAAUAAAAAGAAAGGGAUGUUAUAGUAAGUGUAUUGAUCAAACUGUGGAGGAAUCAAGGAAUCAAUCAGUCGAACCUGAUCGAUUAGGCGCUAUAAUCUCCUCACAGUUGCUUGAUAACGAAAUAUGGAUACCUAUUAGAAAGUUGGAAAAAGAUACAGUAGACAACAUUUUAACCAGAUUCCAGCUAGUUUCUCAGUCUAAAAUAGAAAAGGGAUCAUUGUAUGGUCAGCCAUUCACAAUAAAAAUCCAGACGUUAGGGAUUUCAGCACUUCCAAAAAAUCAAUCAAUUAGAGGAAGUGCACCACAAGGCAAUAGAACAAAAAUUCCUCAACUAAGGGAUGAAUUAUUCAUUAAAAUUGUCAAUCCUAACAACCUGUGUUUAUUCUAUGCGUUGGAAAUUACUAAAAAAUAUGUGAUUAAAGAAUUGGGGGAUAGACGAAAUUUUAGUAGAUAUCUACAAAAUAACCAUCGGCAAAUGAAGGAUGUUUUUGAUCUGUUAAAAGCUGCAAAAAUCCCUCAAGAUCUCCCUGAAUAUGAUGCUGUAGAAUAUGUGCCUGUUGUUGUCGACUUUUGGAAUAAUCAAUACAAGGAUACAGGUUAUAAAUUUAAAGUAUUUGUUUUUGGAAGUGUAAACGAGAAGCCUAAAUUUAAAUAUGGAAGUGAAAAUUUCAAUGUCCCUAUCUCAAUUUUUUACUCAAAUAAUCAUUUCGAUGGAUUAAGAAAUGUUGGCGGAAUGUUUGGAUUAAGAGUAAAAUAUUGCUUUACCUGCGAAAAGAGCUUUAGAAAGGACAAGGAGCAUAGUAUGAGAUGUAAAUCGCGUUGCCAUCUCUGCGGGCGUGUAGGAGGAGACAGACCAUGUGUGGCAACACCUGACUUUUUCAAAGAAUGUGAUGAAUCAACUGUCGUCAAACAAAACAAUGUGAGAAAUGUGGUGUAA
This is a messenger RNA of Meloidogyne enterolobii, 1071 nucleotides long. Lineage: Eukaryota; Metazoa; Nematoda; Chromadorea; Rhabditida; Meloidogynidae. The record is from the annotation of a GenBank genome assembly.